This is a messenger RNA of Lepisosteus oculatus (spotted gar), 1455 nucleotides long. It is a transcript of the gene eri1, whose product is annotated as exoribonuclease 1. Lineage: Eukaryota; Metazoa; Chordata; Actinopteri; Semionotiformes; Lepisosteidae. Gene Ontology annotation, biological process: exonucleolytic trimming to generate mature 3'-end of 5.8S rRNA from tricistronic rRNA transcript (SSU-rRNA, 5.8S rRNA, LSU-rRNA). Gene Ontology annotation, molecular function: 3'-5'-RNA exonuclease activity; nucleic acid binding. The record is from RefSeq and is a predicted model, not a curated record. Gene Ontology annotation, cellular component: nucleolus; cytoplasm.
ACAAGCAAACGGAAGCUGUCGUUGUUUGGAGUAGGGGAGCUCAUUUUGAAAUGUUGCGCUUGUUAUUAUUCUAAACCACUGUUGACGUGAUUUCUACUUUAUUAGUGAAUGCCGAUUAAGAAGUCGAAGUAGUUAUCACAGUUUAGUUACCAUCAGUAUAGAAGAUGAGUAUCCUCUCAGUUAAUGGUUAAACAACAAUACAUAAAUGAGGUGUCGUGUUUGACACUGUUGUGAAGAAGUAUCUUUCGGGAAUAGGGCACCGACUGAGUUAACUCGUGUACUGUACGUCAGAAAAUAUCAGGAUUGGCGCCGUGUGGAAAUAACGGUCUUCAUGUCGGUAUCGUUACAAUGGCGGAUCAAAAGGAGAACGUGAAGUUUCAGGACGAAAACAAGCCACAGCGUAAUGGAUCAGACAGCUCUGCUCAUAGUAAGCCCAGCUGCACGCAAAGUGGCCUCACGGAGAACGACGCACACGGCCCUGCUGCCAGCAGAGGCGAGUUCAGCAAUCCUGUGUACAAAGAGAUCGCGCUUGCCAAUGGACACAUCAACAGGAUGAACAAAGACGAGCUGCGCAGGAAGCUGUCUGAGUUAAAGCUGGAAACCAGGGGGGCGAAGGACGUCUUAAAGAAGAGGCUGAAAAAUUACUACAAGAAGCAGAAACUGAUGCAGGCCGUGGUGACGGAGAACAGCAGCACCGACACGUACUACGACUACAUCUGUGUGGUGGAUUUUGAAGCCACGUGUGAGGAGAACAACCCCCCAGAUUACCUCCACGAGAUCAUCGAGUUCCCCAUGGUGCUCGUGAACACUCACACGCUGGAGAUUGAAGAUACAUUUCAGGAGUAUGUAAAACCUGAAAUUAAUACAAACCUUUCCGACUUCUGUGUCCAACUAACAGGAAUCACACAGAAAACUGUUGACGGAGCAGACACCUUCCCCACUGUUCUGCAGAAGGUGGUGGACUGGCUUCAGAGCAAGGAGCUGGGAACAAAAUACAAAUACGCAGUCCUGACCGAUGGGGCUUGGGAUAUGAGUAAAUUCUUAAACAUUCAGUGCCGUAUAAGUCGCAUCCGGUAUCCCCAGUUUGCCAAGAAAUGGAUCAAUAUCCGCAAAGCCUAUGGGAACUUCUACAAGCUGCCGAGGACGCGGACCAAGCUGAGCACCAUGCUGGAGAUGCUGGGGAUGAAGUACGAGGGCCGGCCCCACUGCGGGCUGGACGACUCCCGCAACAUCGCGCGCAUCGCCAUGCGCAUGCUGCAGGACGGCUGCCCGCUGCGGGUCAACGAGAGAAUGCACGCCGGCCAGCUGAUGAGCGUGCCCAGCACCGCACGCGAUGAGGGCGCCCCUGCGCCCCGUUCGCCCAGCUGCAGGAGUUAAGCUGCACUUCCCCACAUUCUGCUCUCGGGGCUGCUCUCAGUUUUAAUUGUAUGCAGGGUUUUUCCGUGUCAUGCAGAA